This is a messenger RNA of Mytilinidion resinicola, 1799 nucleotides long. RefSeq lists its product as uncharacterized. The record is from RefSeq and is a predicted model, not a curated record. NCBI's taxonomy places the organism in Eukaryota, Fungi, Ascomycota, Dothideomycetes, Mytilinidiales, Mytilinidiaceae. Bases 18 to 1322 code for a protein of 434 amino acids. Gene Ontology annotation, molecular function: protein binding. The transcript has a single exon.
CUUACAUUACCACAAUCAUGGCCACCAGCAACCAUCCGAAGUUAGACACACUUCCCGUAGAACUUCUUCAAAGAAUCGCCGGGUUCUUGCCAUGCUCCUCAGCCCUACGCUUGAUCCAGGUCAGUCGGGCCUUACGCAACGCCUGCAAUGACCAUUUUGUGUUCAAAGACAUCGCGCGAACAUCGCAUCUAGGCUUCAACCCCCCCAAUAGCGUAUCUGUCGCACUGCUCGAAGGGAAAUCCAUACUUGAGACCAAGCAAGCUGCGUUCGCGGUGGAAAACGCGGUCGAUUGGUACACGGCGUCCAAGGGCUUCGAUCCUAGUGGGAUGCCAGAUCCAAAGACACAAACGUGCCUUUACUUGUUAGCAAACCCCGCGGAAUGGAAACAGAUCCGCCUCUGGCUCCCUCAGCUCAUUGCUCUUCAUCACCCGUGUGCGCUGCAGCUAAACCCCGUUGGGAUAUGGGAGUACCUCAAGCUGUUUCAAGGCGUUACGUGGGGCCAGGAACGGGGUUUUUGUUCUUUGGCUUUCUCCUUCAUCGCCGCAGUAUUGGAACAGAAUGCAGUGUUCGAAGCUAGUUCGUGGGAAGUCAGACAUAAUAUCCUUACCAGAGCUGUUGAAGGGCUCGAGGACAUGAUUUUCCUCAACUUCCACCGCCCCAAUUCUGGCUUCAACCAGAUCAGCACAUUCCUAGACAUGAAUCAGUAUCACUACUCUAUGGCUGUCAUCGCCCAAUAUGCCCGGGGGAUGAUCAACUCACCUGAAAAUACGUCUCGCUGGGGUGUUCCGUUACCUCAGCCAUCCAGGAUACCCUUCCACAAGUUCAUGGAUAUGCCGCGUCUCAUGCACCUUUGCGAAGACCCCGAGGACGUCAAUUUGUUCCCGCACAUCGAUUUCGUCAACUUGUGGAGGUCGGGCUUCUUGUGUUCCGGCGAAUGGGUGGGCUAUUAUAGCUACGACCGCAUGAAUCGCUCUAGUGAUAUUCCAUGGAUCGACCCGCCGAUGCGCUCCAUCGUCUUCUCACCCCGCGCGGACAUUGGGGUAGGUGCCAUCGAAAGUCUCACUGGCGUCGACUCGAUCGGACCAUUUACUCUGAUGGGCCAUCUUUCGGAAAUGCCCCGAGGGCGAGUGGCACUCCAUAUGACGAAAUCAUAUUAUUUCCCUUUCCAAGGGGGGAAUCCCACUCACUCGUGGGAAUGGGAGGCAUUUCUCACGCCGUUUGGCAUUGUGGGAGCAUGGGGAGGAACAAACCCGGACGCCGCCAAAGGGCAUAUUUGGUUGUGGAAAAUGGAGUGGUGUAGUGAAGAUUGGCUCUCGAGUUGAGCGGGGAGAGGGUACGCGGCGUGCACCUAGCGUGGUCACUUUCAACCUCUGGUCAAUAGCAUGUAAAUCAGGCCAGUGGAAAUGGGAUGGUAAGGAGCUGCUGGGGCGCCUCCGUUCAGCUCCGAAAUCUAUCGGUCACUUAAAGUUACAAAAUCAACCGCGUGAGCCUUGAUUUGUUGGGUCCUGUGUGUACAGAACGUGCACGCAGCGGGUCAUUUCCAGCCUCUGGUUAGCAGAAUGUAAUUCAGAUCAGUGGAAAAAGGAUAGUAAUGAGCUGCUGAGGUACCUCCGUCAAACUUAUACCGCUUCCGGUUACUUAAAGUAACGAGAUCAACUGCUCAAGCCUUGAUUUAUUAGAUACAGCGUGCACACGGCGUACACCUUACGUAGUCCCUUUCAUCUUCUACUCAGUAGUCCCUAAAUUGGGCCGCCGACGAAAGGAUUAUUAAAACCUACCGAGGUGACUCCGUCAACCCU